Trichomycterus rosablanca is the source of this 5501-nucleotide messenger RNA. RefSeq lists its product as uncharacterized. Gene Ontology annotation, biological process: regulation of transcription by RNA polymerase II. NCBI's taxonomy places the organism in Eukaryota, Metazoa, Chordata, Actinopteri, Siluriformes, Trichomycteridae. Gene Ontology annotation, cellular component: nucleus. Gene Ontology annotation, molecular function: DNA-binding transcription factor activity, RNA polymerase II-specific; RNA polymerase II cis-regulatory region sequence-specific DNA binding. The record is from RefSeq and is a predicted model, not a curated record. The annotation marks the transcript as partial. The transcript has 15 exons.
UGUGAGACCCUGGGGAUCAUCACAGAGACUGAACAUGAGGAUCUGACGCCCACCAGAAGCUCCAGUAAUCAGCAAACGUCCUCUGGUACUGUCAGCAUUAACACCUCUCUCAGUCCCACACAGGAAGAAGGGAAGGUCUGCUCACAGUGUGGGAAGAGCUUCAGGUUCCUGAGUGGUCUCGAAAGACACCAGCGCAUUCACACUGGAGAGAAACCGUAUCAGUGCUCACAGUGUGGGAAGAGCUUUAGUACCCGGGGUCACCUUAAAAGACACCAGCACAUUCACACUGGAGAGAAAUCGUAUCAGUGCUCGCAGUGUGGGAAGAGUUUUAAUCAGCAGUGCACUCUCAAAACCCACCAGCGCAUUCACACCGGAGAGAAACCGUAUCAGUGCUCAGAGUGUGGGAAGAGCUUCAGUACCCGGAAUGAUCUCAAAAAACACCAGCGCAUUCACACUGGAGAGAAGCCGUAUCAGUGCUCAGAGUGUGGGAAGAGCUUCAGUACCCGGAAUGAUCUCAAAAAACACCAGCGCAUUCACACUGGAGAGAAGCCGUAUCAGUGCUCAGAGUGUGGGAAGAGCUUCAGUACCCGGAAUGAUCUCAAAAAACACCAGCGCAUUCACACUGGAGAGAAACCGUAUCAGUGCUCACAGUGUGGGAAGAGCUUCAGUACCCGGAGCCAUCUCAAAAUACACCAGCGCAUUCACACCGGAGAGAAACCGUAUCAGUGCUCGCAGUGUGGGAAGAGUUUUAAUCAGCAGUUUGUUCUGAAAACCCAUCAGCGCAUUCACACCGGAGAGAAACCGUAUCGGUGCUCAGAGUGUGGGAAGAGUUUUAAUCAUCAGUUUGUUCUGAAAACCCAUCAGCGCAUUCACACCGGAGAGAAACCAUACUGUUGCUCAGAGUGUGGGAAGAGUUUUAGUCAGCAGUGCACUCUCAAAACACACCAGCGCAUUCACACCGGAGAGAAACCGUAUCAGUGCUCGCAGUGUGGGAAAAGGUUUAUUGUACAGAGUCAUCUCAAACAACACCAGCGCAUUCACACCGGAGGAAGACCAUAUUGGUGCUCAGAGUGUGGGAGGAGCUUUAAUACAAGCAGUAAUCUUAAAACCCACCAGCGCAUUCACACUGGAGAAAAACCAUACUGUUGCUCAGAGUGUGGGGAGAGUUUUAAAACACCGGGUGAGCUCAAGAUCCACCAGCGCAUUCACACUGGCGAGAAACCGUAUCGGUGCUCACAGUGUGAGAAGAGCUUUAAAACACAGAGUCAUCUUAAAGUCCACCAGCGCAUUCACACCGGAGAAAAACCAUAUUGUUGUUCACAGUGUGGAAAGAGUUUUAGGCUACAGUGUGCUCUCAAAACCCACCAGCGCAUUCACACCGGAGAGAAACCGUAUUGUUGUUCAGAGUGUGGAAAGAGUUUUAAUCAACCAGGUGGUCUCAAAACCCACCAGCGCAUUCACACCGGAGAGAAACCGUAUCGGUGCUCGCAGUGUGGGAGGAGCUUCAGUACCCAGAGUAAUCUCAAAAUACACCAGCGCAUUCACACUAGAGAGAAACUGUAUUGUUGCUCUAAGUGUGGACACUGCUUUGCUUAUUUCUCAACACUCAGGAGACACAUGUGUGAUGCAGAACCAUCAAAUUGUGCCAAAUAUCCAGCAGCGGCGCUAAUAAACCUGAAGGCUGUAGAUCCACCAGCAGGAGUAGAAGAAGAAGAAGAAGCGGAUUCAGCCCGGUUACUGCUGGUGCUACAGAAUCAUCUUCCGAAAUGUUUAGUGUCCAUCAGUGAGCCUGAUCUUCAUGUGUCCAUCAGUGAGCCUGAUCUUCAUGUGUCCAUCAGUGAGCCUGAUCUUCAUGUUUCCAUCAGUGAGCCUGAUCUUCAUGUUUCCAUCAGUGAGCCUGAUCUUCAUGUGUCCAUCAGUGAGCCUGAUCUUCAUGUUUCCAUCAGUGAGCCUGAUCUUCAUGUGUCCAUCAGUGAGCCUGAUCUUCAUGUUUCCAUCAGUGAGCCUGAUCUUCAUGUGUCCAUCAGUGAGCCUGAUCUUCAUGUUUCCAUCAGUGAGCCUGAUCUUCAUGUGUCCAUCAGUGAGCCUGAUCUUCAUGUUUCCAUCAGUGAGCCUGAUCUUCAUGUGUCCAUCAGUGAGCCUGAUCUUCAUGUUUCCAUCAGUGAGCCUGAUCUUCAUGUGUCCAUCAGUGAGCCUGAUCUUCAUGUGUCCAUCAGUGAGCCUGAUCUUCAUGUGUCCAUCAGUGAGCCUGAUCUUCAUGUUUCCAUCAGUGAGCCUGAUCUUCAUGUGUCCAUCAGUGAGCCUGAUCUUCAUGUUUCCAUCAGUGAGCCUGAUCUUCAUGUGUCCAUCAGUGAGCCUGAUCUUCAUGUUUCCAUCAGUGAGCCUGAUCUUCAUGUGUCCAUCAGUGAGCCUGAUCUUCAUGUGUCCAUCAGUGAGCCUGAUCUUCAUGUUUCCAUCAGUGAGCCUGAUCUUCAUGUGUCCAUCAGUGAGCCUGAUCUUCAUGUUUCCAUCAGUGAGCCUGAUCUUCAUGUUUCCAUCAGUGAGCUUGAUCUUCAUGUUUCCAUCAGUGAGCCUGAUCUUCAUGUGUCCAUCAGUGAGCUUGAUCUUCAUGUUUCCAUCAGUGAGCCUGAUCUUCAUGUGUCCAUCAGUGAGCCUGAUCUUCAUGUUUCCAUCAGUGAGCCUGAUCUUCAUGUGUCCAUCAGUGAGCCUGAUCUUCAUGUGUCCAUCAGUGAGCCUGAUCUUCAUGUUUCCAUCAGUGAGCCUGAUCUUCAUGUUUCCAUCAGUGAGCCUGAUCUUCAUGUUUCCAUCAGUGAGCCUGAUCUUGAUCUUCAUGUUUCCAAUGAACCGAAUCUUAGCCUAGCAGUUAAGUCAAAAGAAGAGGAACAAACCAGCACUGUGGAUCUAGAAAAUGGAUUCCAAAAGACAAUAAUAAAGGAAGAAGAUGAAGAUGACGAUUACUACUGUGAAGGAACCUUGAUCCCUGUGGAACACGUCACUCCUGAGGGACACCUGACCCUGGUGGACCAACAGAAUGAAGGUUUCCAGAUGAAGCCUGUGAAGAAGGAGGAAGAUGAAGACCAACUCACAAUGAACAGUGUCCGGUGCUCCACCACAUACAAGCUAAUCCAGACGUGCCAUACUGACAGAUGUGAGACUCUGGUGAACAUCACAGAGACUGAACGCUCACAGUGUGGAAGGAGCUUCAGCACCCGGAGUGGUCUCAAAAUCCACCAGCGCAUUCACACCGGAGAAAAACCUUAUCAUUGCUCACAGUGUGGAAAGAGUUUUAUUCAACUGUGUACUCUCAAACGACACCAGCGCAUUCACACCGGAGAGAAACCGUACCAGUGCUCGCAGUGUGGAAAGAGUUUUAGUGAUCAGUUUGUUCUGAAAACCCACCAGCGCAUUCACACCGGAGAAAAACCACAUCAGUGCUCGGAGUGUGGGAAGAGUUUCAAUACAAGCAGUUAUCUUAAAACUCACCAGCGCAUUCACACUAAAGAAAAACCAUACUGUUGCUCAGAGUGUGGGAAGAGUUUCAAUACACAGAGUGAGCUCAAGAUCCACCAGCGCAUUCAUGCUGGAGAGAAACCGUACUGUUGUUCACAGUGUGGGAGGAGUUUUAAGCAACAGAGUAGUUUCAAAAGACACCAGCGCAUUCACACUGGAGAAAAACCCUACCAAUGCUCACAGUGUGAGAAGAGCUUUAAUACACAGACUCAUCUCAAACUGCACCAGCACAUUCACACUGGAGAGAAACCGUAUCACUGCUUACAGUGUGGAAAGAGUUUUAUUGAUCAGUUUGUUUUGAAAAUCCACCAGCGCAUUCACACUGGAGAAAAACCGUAUCAGUGCUCACAGUGUGGAAAGAGUUUUAUUCAACUGUGUACUCUCAAACGACACCUGCGCAUUCACACCGGAGAGAAACCGUAUCAGUGCUCACAGUGUGGGAAAAGGUUUAAUGUACAGAAUAAUCUCAAAACCCACCAGCGCAUUCACACUGGAGAAAGACCAAAUCAGUGCUCGGAGUGUGAGAAGAGUUUUAAUACACAAGGUGAUCUCAAGAUCCACCAGCACAUUCACACUGGCAAGAAACCAUAUCAGUCCUCACAAUGUGGAAAAAGUUCUAAGAAGACAGUAAUAAAGAAGGAAGAUGAAGAUGACGAUUCCUACUGUGAAGGAACCUUAAUCCCUGAGGAACACGUCACCUCUGAGGAACGCCUCGCUUCACUGGAUCAACAGAAUGAAGGUUUCCAGAUGAAGUGUGUGAAGAAGGAAGAACCUGAAGAUAAAGACGAACUCAGAACAUCGGGAGAAACCGCCCUUGAUGCAUUCCUUAAAUUUAGAGAUUUAAAAGAGAAGGACAGAAAACCAUUCUUCAAAACAACAGUAAAGAUUAAUGUUGGAGUUAUGCGAAGAGCGGAUGAUGUUUUAAAACCUGUAAGAGGGAAGACCAUGUCCCUUCCUGUUGAGCCAAGUUGGUCUUCAGAACAGCUUCUUGCUACAUCUGUAAAAAAGCUAAAAGAUUUUAUCCCGGACUUGAAACAUGGCCCGUUCAACAUGUUAUAUCCUGAUGGCAAAGAAAUAAAAAAUAUUCCAGGAACAGACAGGUCUUUCACAAUCAAGCGAUACAAAGAGGCUUCGGGAAAAGCAUAUCAACGGAUUACGCUGUACAUCUGCAGAGCUGAAGACUUUUUAAACAAAUACAGUGGAGAUUCUUCAUGUUCAGAAGAUGACUCAGAAGUCUAUGUACGAACAAUGUCCAAACCUUCUGAACAUAGUUCACUUCACGACACCCUGCCUUGGGAAGGUCCGGAUAAGUCAAGCACUCCAUGCGCUGAAAGUGCAAAGAGUGCUGAAUUUACUGAAGAGGAUGAAUCUGCAGUGACAGUGGGGGUGCCUGUAUACCAUAACAGGGAAAUUCAACCAUUUCGAUUUGAGCCAGAGACAGAAGAAACUGCACCAAAGAGCGAAGAACAACCUGACCCAGUCGUCAGAAUUGGGAAUUCCGACUGGUGUGCCUGCUCGUCGUGUAUUCCCAUGUUAACAGCUGACGAAAGUGUCUGCUGCAGCGACUACGACCAGACCCUUCAGACUCGUGAGGAAGCCAGCGUGCCGUGCAUUACCGCGCAUCCUGGAUUUCCCAUGGUCUGUCUGGAUGUACAUGUACUAAGAACAGCAUACUAUGCUUAUAGACAAGACUACAUGGAGGAUGCACAACAAUUGCAUACACAACACGAAAAAUUUAGGUACACUGCUUACAGACAAUUUCUCCGCUGGAACUGGGGAUACCUAGGAAGACACAACAGAAUACCAAUCCCCUCCUGUGUUGUCAACUGCAUAAGGGAAACAUUUCCAGAUGAACAAGGAUUACCAUAUACAGGUUUCAGAUUGCCAUGAAAAAAGGAACCACAACUAUAUUUUAUUGUUUCAUGUUUUAUUUGUCAUGCCAAAAUGAAUUAUUUUUUACAUUUCAAAGCUGAUGAAUUAAAAUAAAACAU